AUGUGGCCCAACAGAAAAAUCUCUCAAAACGUCGGGCCUACCUCUCCGCCGGAGACUCCGCGAACGGCUUCCCCGGUUUUUGGCCGCAAAAGCAGCCCCCCGCCCUCCGGGGUGUCUGCGCCCACGCCGCCGCCGCUUCCACACUCCCGUCACCACCACCACCAUAAUCACCUCCGGCCCAUGGCGCCCCCCCCCUUGUCGACCGGAGGAGUUCCGGUGGCGUUCAAUGGCGGUCGGCCAGAUCAAUUAUCACCACGAACCACCAGCUGUUCCUCUUCCUCGUCGUCGGAAGACGAAUCCGACAACGAUUCCCAACCCGCCGGGCCAUCCCGGUCCGCGACCCCUGAACAACCACAACUAGAGCCAUCCCCACUUCUACCCCAGAUUCCACACAUAUCGGCCAGGAUAGGCCGGUCAACCUCCAUCACAAUCGGCCGUGUCAUCGCCGAGACGGACUCCAAUUUCGUCAUUGAGGAGCUCUCCGACUUUGCCGACAGCGACGACGAGAGAGAUGGGGUUCUCCGGCCGGAUUACAUUGAAUACGCCGAGUCCAACCGCAGCCGCUCCCGCUCAAGGACGAGACGGCCGGCGGUAAUAGACAGGACGUUUAUCUUCAGCCUCCACAACCUCAAUUGCGACGAUGAGUCUGACGAGACGGACCUCGACGAGGCCGAGUAUCGCGAGUUUUUGAUCAAGAGGAGGGAGGAGAAGAAGAAGAGGAGGAUGACGAGUGGGAGCAUAGGGAAGAGGACCAUCAGUGAGAGCAUCGGGAGUGAUACUGAUUUGGAGGAUUUGAAGCCUUGGCUGGGGCCAAAUUCGUCGGAGGACCAGACGGGGGGGAGGAGGAUGAGGAGACGGGUUAGCAUGGUGGAUCAUCACAUGAGAAGGAGGAGUUCGAUUUUUCAGCAUGAGGCGAGGACGUCGAGGAUUGAGGAGUUGGAUGAGCCCGAGUCGGAUGAUGGGGUCUUUUUGGAGGUGGGAGGGGUGGGGGAGAAGUUGGCGAGGGAGUUGCCUUAUUAUGAGUAUGUUAGUAUGGAGGUGGAUUCGCCCUAG
Molecule: messenger RNA, 1053 nt
Organism: Podospora bellae-mahoneyi
Lineage: Eukaryota; Fungi; Ascomycota; Sordariomycetes; Sordariales; Podosporaceae
Exons: 1
Coding region: 1-1053 (350 amino acids)
Source: RefSeq, a predicted model, not a curated record